AUGGAAGAACACGAAUCAUACAAACAAUAUGAGGUCAAAGAAGCAAUUAUCUUCCUCAUUGAUCUUUCGAGCCAUCUUUUCACACCAAUUAUCGAUCUCAAUCUGGAAUGCCAACUCACAGAAAUUCUACAAUGUAUAAACGAAUUGAUGGCUGACAUGGUAAUGACGUUUCCGAAAAAUGGCGUGGGCAUAUACUUGUACAACAGUAAGGAAACCAGCAAGAAGUUCCCUAAGAACUCUGGUAUAUCUAAGAUCUUCUCGUUGAACGACUUGAAUAGCUCCAACAUGAAGAUUCUAACACAUAUUUUACGCGAUCAGGCUGAUGGUUUUAAACCAUUAAAGGACCGUUUUACAGUCGAAGACGAUCGCAAGGACAAUCUUCAUACGGUUUUGAAGACUGUGUUACGCGAAUUCCAGGUGAAACCACAGUACAACGUCAAAAAGCUCUUCUGGAUUACCCACAGUUCUACACCUUACGAGAACCCGGACUUGAAAGACAGUUUGCGGACGUUGGUCAGUGAUUUUGAAGAUAAUCAUAUCUAUAUAACGCCAAUUUUCCUUGACAUUUUCGAUGAUGAAGCGCAGAAGCUGAAAAAACCCUUUGACCCGACAUUGUACCAACACAUUUUCCUCAAUACUAACUACUUGAAGUACGAGACUGCUGAGGACAAUCCUUUUGGAGAUGAAGACGCUCCAAAAUGGCUGAGUCCAACGGUGUCGUCGCAAAUACGUCAGGCAAUCUUCCGUUUGGCGGAGGUGCGCAGAAUCCAGUUCGCUUGUGACUUAAUCUUAAGUGAUGGGCCGCAAAUGGGCGGAAAUCUCGGCUGCUCCAUCAAGGGAUAUACAUUGUAUAACCAUGAACACAUUCGGGCUUUUAGACAGGUGGUUACAGAGGGCGCUGGAUUGAAACUAGUGCAUCAUGAUACUCAGGUGCUCAGAAAGGAUGCACUGGAGACAAUCGAGACUGAAAAGGAAACAAAAAAGUUGCUCGUCAAGGGAUUUCCUGUAAAGGUUACAAAUAACGAGGAGGAAUCUAGUGGUCCCAACGAGAAGGUGUUGUAUUUCAACAACGAAGUGGUGGAAUAUAUGAAUGGAAGAUCAUUUGACCAUACUCCAGGAAAGAAGGACGACAAUCGAGAUAACGAAAAGGACGAAGACGAAGACGAUGAAGAUGGAGAUGAAGACGCCAACCUCGUUACUUUCUCAAAUCCUCCAUACCUCAAGCUUUUAUGUUUCAGAGAUACUCUGAAGUUCCAGCCAUAUUUCAACAUCAAAGCCUCUAUUUUUGUGACCGCAGAUUUCAGUGAUGGCCUCAAUUCUUCUAGCAAAGAAGGUGGGUAUACCAAGUCGUUCAACACAUUCCGGUCCUUGUACCAAACUUGUAUCAGAAUGAACCGUUAUGCCGUGCUCUUUGGAUGCAUCAGAAAGAACUCUAACCCUCGCAUCUAUGCAUUGUAUCCCACCAAUACCGGAUCAAAAACAGAAGCAGCGAGAUCGUUCCCAGAUGGCUUUUUACUCAUCGCUCUUCCAUGGCUCAGCGAGGUUCGUAGUCUUCCAGACUACAUGCUCACAGAUAACCGGUACUUUUACCCGGAAAACGAAGCAACUUCUCCGCCCGAACUAGUUAACUUGUACAAGAAAUUGUUGGAUAAGUUUGGUGUGGAGUCUUACGUUCCUGGUGACCACAGUAACCCAGUGUUGAAGUACUUCUACAAGGUGAUCAAACAUGAGGCAUUGCAGAUCGACAUCAAGGACGAGGAUCUGAGUGUCGAGGCAAAUGAUUGGAGUUUAGCAAAGUUGGCUGCCUUAAGAGAGAAAGUAACAAAUGAUUUGGACACCGAGGAGCUUUUCCUGUUCAUCAAUAUGUACUUGAAUAAGGUUAGCAAUGCCGAACUGAUCAAGCGCGCAGCCGAAGAAAGUCGAGAGCCCUUGAAAAAGGCUAAAGCGGAGCCACUCAGUGAGGCCGCCAUUAUCACGUUGUGGAAAAAUGACGCAUGGAACAAGGUGACAGUGGCUCAACUUCGGGCAUUUAUGGGAAAGUAUGAUAAGAUUAAGAGUGCUACUAAAAAGGCGGAUAUGAUUGCAAAUAUUAUCGAGUUUCUUGAGUCCCGGCAGAGAAGUCAAUAG
Messenger RNA from Sungouiella intermedia, 2127 nucleotides. The record is from the annotation of a GenBank genome assembly. Lineage: Eukaryota; Fungi; Ascomycota; Pichiomycetes; Serinales; Metschnikowiaceae.